Messenger RNA from Nematocida parisii ERTm1, 307 nucleotides. RefSeq lists its product as uncharacterized. Gene Ontology annotation, cellular component: cytoplasm. The record is from RefSeq and is a predicted model, not a curated record. Lineage: Eukaryota; Fungi; Microsporidia. Gene Ontology annotation, molecular function: iron-sulfur cluster binding. Bases 1 to 288 code for a protein of 95 amino acids. The transcript has a single exon. Gene Ontology annotation, biological process: iron-sulfur cluster assembly.
AUGGAGGAUGGAUUUGUUUCAGAUGAAGAAUUAUUAUACACAGAAGAUAUAAGCAAAUUAAUAAAACCAGUAAGGAAAGAGAAAAGAAGAGCCUGUGCUAAUUGUACAUGUGGUAAAAAAGAGAUAGAGGCUGAAGAAUUAAAAAACACCAGUAAUAAUAUACCAGUUGAAUCAAACUGUGGUAAUUGUAAUUUAGGUGAUGCAUUUAGAUGUUCUUCUUGCCCAUACACUGGAUUACCUCCAUUUAAAGCCAAUUCAGAAGUAGAAUUCAAUCCAGAUGAAGUAUAAAAUUAAAUAAUAAAAAUGA